AUGGCUGUCGACAGUAACUUCCGGUUCCUGCACGGCAAUCAGCCGCUGGCCACAUACUUUUACGCCGUGCCGCGUCUGUGCAUGAAUCUGAUGGGCUUCUGGCCGGAGCGGUUGCAUUGGCGAGCCUACAUCAACUUUGUGGUGCUGGCCAUAGGCGUGGCCACGGAGCUGCACGCCGGCUAUCGGUGUGCCAGGCGGGGCGAGAUAACGGUCGCCUUGGAGACCUUCUGUCCGGCUGGCACCUCGGCGGUCACCCUGCUGAAAAUGUUCCUUCUGCUGCAGGCUCGCGAGGACCUGCUCUACAUCGUAACUAAGCAGCGCCAGAUGCUGUUCCCCACCGUCGGCCAGACGCCCGUCAAGGAAAAGGUGAUGCGUCGGCACUUCCUGAUGACGUGUCGCUUGAACUUCUGGCCGGUGUCCGCGGGCUUCUCCACGAGCAGCUUAUACAAUCUGAAGCCACUGAUGGUAGUGCUGCUGCUCUACCUAAAUGGAUGUACCGAUGAAAUCGUCUGGGGUAUGCCCUUCAAUAUGACCAUGCCCAAUUGGCUACUACAUGCACCGUUCUAUCCGCUUACCUUCAUAUUCAUUGCCUACACGGGCUACGUGACCAUCUUCAUGUUCGGAGGCUGUGACGCCUUCUAUUUCGAGUUUUGUGUCAACAUCGCCACGCUCUUCGAAUUCCUCCAGGCGGAUAUUCACACGCUCUUUCGACCCUACCGAGAUUUGUCACAGAUAAGCGGGGACAACGGCGCCGUCUUUGAGGCAAGCUUGGUGAAGCUGAUCAAGCGGCAGAAUGAGAUCUUUGAGCUGACGCACUUCUUCAGGCAGCGCUUUGUGACCAUCACCUUGGCCCACUUCGUCUCGGCCAGCAUGGUAAUUGGCUUCAGCAUCUUCAAUCUACUGACCAUCGGCGACAAAGGCCUGAACACCUUUCUCUACGUGAGCUACACCGUGGCCGCGCUCAGCCAGCUGCUCAUCUACUGCUACGGCGGCACUCUGGUCACGGAGAGUAGUACCAAGCUGGCCAUUGUCAUGGGCAGUGCUCCAUGGCAUCAGUGCUUGCCCAAGCACCGUCUCUGCGUUCAUCUUUUCAUAAUGCGCUCACAGCGUGGUCUCACAAUGGCAGUGCCGUUUUUUUCGCCCUCUCUCGUCACCUUUACCUCAAUAUUGCAGACAUCUGGUUCCAUUAUUGCCCUGGCCAAGUCCUUUCAAUCCUAG
Messenger RNA from Drosophila navojoa, 1218 nucleotides. RefSeq names its product Odorant receptor 10a (gene Or10a). Gene Ontology annotation, biological process: detection of chemical stimulus involved in sensory perception of smell; sensory perception of smell. Gene Ontology annotation, molecular function: odorant binding; olfactory receptor activity. Gene Ontology annotation, cellular component: plasma membrane. Lineage: Eukaryota; Metazoa; Arthropoda; Insecta; Diptera; Drosophilidae. The record is from RefSeq and is a predicted model, not a curated record.